AUGCUUGGUCUUGAGUUAACUAAUUUGCCAUUUUUUGUAGCUUUGAAACCUCCUUUAGGUUUUGCAACACUUGAAGAAGCUUUACCAGAAGGGUUUCUAAAAAGAGUUGAAGGAAGAGGUGUUGUUUAUGGUUCUUUAUCUGAGGCAUUGGUGAAUAAAUGUCAAUUGGUCUUGUUGCCAAAUAUUGGUGACCAGAUAUUCAAUGCUAGAAUGAUGUCUAAUAAUUUGAAAGUUGGAGUGGAAGUUGAGAAAGGUGAAGAUGGAUUGUAUACUAAGGAUGAUGUUUGUAAAGCUGUGAGUAUUCUGAUGGAUGAUGAGAAUGAAAUUAGUAAUAAAGUUAAGGCUAGUCAUGCUAAGAUUAGAGAUAUGUUGCUUAAUAAAGAUCUUGAGUCAUCUUAUAUUGAUAACUUCUGCAAGAAGCUUCAAGAGAUUGUUGAGGGAAAGAAUUGA
Messenger RNA from Vicia faba (fava bean), 450 nucleotides. The record is from the annotation of a GenBank genome assembly. Lineage: Eukaryota; Viridiplantae; Streptophyta; Magnoliopsida; Fabales; Fabaceae.